ACUUGUUCCGACAGCAACCUACGGCUUCACUUUCACAUUGCGCCCCCCAAACUUGACUUCAUCUUCUCGGAAACAACAUAACAACCACAAGCUACCGAAUUGAUUCUAUCAGCCGUCUAUUCUUCCUGCGCGUAGUCACUGGCUUCAACACAAAAUCCUCGCAUGGCGAACUUCGCUGUCGCCAAUGGCGAGUAACCACCCUGCGACCGUGUCCGACCACCACCACCACCACCACCAAGAAUCCGUCAAGAGUCGACACCACAAUCCCCAUGAUGCUAGCGCCUCGAUGUCUCGUACACCCACAUCUCCACGCGAUGCCUUCAAACGAUCACGACAUGUCGUAGCCACAGGAAGCAUCUCUACCGACUCCUCCGUCCACCCUCCAAUCGCUUCACCGACAUGUCCUCCCACGAAACCUGCCGCUCCUCCCGCCACGUCCCUACCAACCAUCCCGGGCGGCAAUUCGGACGAAGACCUGUCCUCCCGCUCCUCGUCCUCUUCCGACCUGACAGGCCCCCAUCCUUCCGCUACUUCCGACGGCACAUCCCCUUCUCCACCCUCCCCAACGCCGUCCGACCCCGCUCCACCGAACAAGAAGAAGCAGGAUGAGAGCACUAGACCCAGAAAGACCUCCGCCUCGGCCAAGCCGCCAACGCACGGUCGUGUUCGAAGGCUGUCUGCUGUUGACAUACAGCAGUUGACUUCUGAAGCCGAGUCUCUCCCCGUCGCCAUCUUCGACGGAGAAGGAAGUGUCGUCGACCUCGAUCGAAGCCGGUCACGAUCCCAGAAUCCACGCCCACUCCCCGCCGACCAGCUAAAAUCCAGACAAUCUGUACUCCCACCGAACAACCUCACACAGCCUGGAGCUACAAGACUCGAUACGACGGGGAGGGAUUCACAACGGGCCUCCGAACAUUGGCCUCGCCCCGGUCUGGGAAGGACGACGUCCACGCCUCCGGGGAACAGAAAGUCGCAGAACACGGAUACGGAUUCCCCAAGCUCGUCCCCUCGCCGAAACUCCCUCAAUCCCUCCUCCGUCCGACCACCCGCCUUGAAGCUCGCUAUCAACGUCCACCCCAAUGCCGACGACCAGGCCUCUCGCUCGUUCGCGAGACCUGUCUCUCGGCCUCCAUCCAUCACGACCACGCAAUCCCAGCUGCGACCAUUCCAAUCUUCUGCGCAACCAGGUCUACCUCUACCCUCACCGAUGCCGCCCUCGAUCCCUCUCCCGCCGAUGUCCAUACCCACUCACCUUCAGCUUGAGCUGUCUACGCAACGGCCCAGUCCGCUGUACAUUCAUCAGUCCUACGCCAACGAAAUUCCCUACGAAUCCACCGCCGUCAAGUUGGAACGCCUGAAGAAUGUCCUCGUCCUCCCCUUCUACCUCGAACGAACCCUCAACUUCGGCGCCCUUGCCUGUCUCGAUGCGUGGCUUUACAACUUCACCAUUCUCCCCAUACGGUUCUGCAUCGCCGUGGGUGUCCUGGUCAAGUGGUGGUGCUACUUCAUCGUGAAGGAGGCGAAAUGGGCCGUCAGCUAUGUCUGGCGCGGCCUAAAGAGGAGAGUCUGGUCCCGGGGGAGCAAGAGCCGUCGUGGCUCAGAACAACCUUGCCCGGAGUGUGACAUCCAACAGGGCGCGCCGGGAGGCCGGGGCCCAGGUCAGAAUGAGACAGGUCGUCCUCAGGACGUUCUUCUGACGCAAGACGAAAGGAGGCGCGCCGUAUCGUCUCUCCGUCUGCGCUCAGAUAGCAAGGCGGCUGCUGGCAAUGGCCAUGCCGCCGACGCUUCUGCUCAACACACCAAGGGUGCCCAUCCGCUUCCCCACAAGGACCAUGACCACAAUCACUCGGGACAUGGCAUCUCCGGACACCGGAGGGCCAAGUCGUUGCCUUCCAACUUGACCAAUAUGCACAAGGCCGACAUCCUCUUGGGCGGUGUCAUUAUCCUCAGUUCCCUCUUUCUCAUGAGGCUCGAUGCCAGCCGCAUGUAUCAUGUGAUCCGUGGACAGGAUGCCAUUAAGCUCUAUGUCAUUUACAACGUUCUCGAGGUUGGAGACCGGCUCCUCUCCGCCCUCGGCCAGGACGUGUUUGAGUGUCUCCUGGGUACCGAAACGGUCUCCCGAACACCGGCCGGACGGUCCAAGGUCCUGAAGCCUGCCGGCCUCUUCCUGCUGGCCCUGGCCUACAACAUCAUCCACUCGGUGGCGCUCUACUACCAAGUCAUCACCCUCAACGUCGCCGUCAACUCGUACUCGAACGCGCUCCUGACGCUGCUCCUGUCGAACCAGUUCGUCGAGGUCAAGAGCACCGUCUUCAAGCGCUUCGAGAAGGACAACCUGUUCCAGCUGACGUGCGCCGACAUUUCCGAGCGGUUCCAGCUCUGGCUCAUGCUCUUCAUCAUCGGGAUGCGCAAUGUCGUCGAGGUCGGGGGCCUGUCCAUCCCGGGCGCCGGCGACUUGAAGGCGACCAGCACGAAGCCGCUCCACAGCCCGUCUAUUCUGCCGCACAGCUUUACUAUGUUGCCCACGUGGAUUUGGUCAGGCGAAGUGCUCUCUCCUUUCCUUAUUGUGAUUGGCAGCGAGAUCCUCGUCGAUACCAUCAAACACGCCUAUGUCAACAAGUUUAAUAAGAUCAGGCCCACAUUUUACAGCCGUAUUCUGGACAUACUGUCGAAGGAUUACUACACUAAUGCCUUCGUCACACCAAGUCUUACCCGCCGGGUCGGGCUCGCCGUCGCUCCCCUCUCGUGCCUAUUCAUUCGAUCAUCCAUUCAGACAUACCACAUGUUCCUGUCGUCCCACGUCUCGGUCCCCAUCGUCGAGUCGACGCAGACGUCCCUGUCGGCCGAGUCGGCCACGCCCUCGUCGCCGGUGAUGCUGGCGGCGCUCGACAGGCUCGACACCCUCCUCCGGGACGCCCUGGGCCGCUCGGUCUACGGGUAUCCGUACGGACGGGCGAGCGGGAAAGGCCGUGGGUGGCUGGAUUGGACGACCGACGACGUCAUCGCCGCCGUGACCAUGCUCGUGGUCUUCUUCAUCGCGUUCUUGGUCCUGCUCAUCGUCAAAAUCCUCCUCGGCAUGGCGCUCCUUCGCUAUUCGAGGAACCGGUACGCCAGGAUGAAGGUCAAGGAGCAUCUCAUCUCCGUGGGCCAGGCCUCCCCGGAGUCGUAUGAUGCGGAGGGAAAACGGCUGGGGGGUUAUGGCCACGUUGAAGUCACGGAGGAGAAGAGGAGGUGGAUUAACGCGGAUAAGGACGAGGGGCUCAAGGGGAAAGGAAGGCCUGACAAGUCGGAGAAGAAGACGCCUGAGGGGGAAUACCAGGGCGUGCAGAGGUAUGAGAUGGUUACGAAACGCAUUUGGUAGGCGUUUUUAUAUUUCUAUUUUUAUAUAUACAUGAUCAUCAGGUGGUGUUGUUCGGCAUU
Sodiomyces alkalinus F11 is the source of this 3420-nucleotide messenger RNA. Its product is annotated as DUF747-domain-containing protein. Gene Ontology annotation, biological process: maintenance of protein localization in endoplasmic reticulum. Gene Ontology annotation, cellular component: endoplasmic reticulum membrane. The transcript has 3 exons. Lineage: Eukaryota; Fungi; Ascomycota; Sordariomycetes; Glomerellales; Plectosphaerellaceae. The record is from RefSeq and is a predicted model, not a curated record. The coding region runs from base 185 to 3361 and encodes 1058 amino acids.